This is a messenger RNA of Trichoderma citrinoviride, 1767 nucleotides long. RefSeq names its product DUF803-domain-containing protein. The transcript has 2 exons. Lineage: Eukaryota; Fungi; Ascomycota; Sordariomycetes; Hypocreales; Hypocreaceae. Gene Ontology annotation, cellular component: membrane. Gene Ontology annotation, molecular function: magnesium ion transmembrane transporter activity. The record is from RefSeq and is a predicted model, not a curated record. Gene Ontology annotation, biological process: magnesium ion transport. The annotation marks the transcript as partial.
AUGGACGAUGAUCUGCUCUUCCCACGAGGAAUCGUGCCAGGAGGCGAUGACUCUGUGCGACCGGGAUACUACAAAGCCAUCGGCAUCAGCCUGGCCAUAGGAUCGGGGCUGUUUAUCGGAACGUCCUUUGUACUGAAAAAGGUCGGCCUGCUGAGGGCAAACGCAAAGUAUAACGAAGUUGCGGGCGAGGGCUAUGGCUACCUCAAGAACGCUUACUGGUGGACCGGAAUGAUCCUCAUGAUCAUCGGCGAGAUCUGCAACUUUGUCGCUUACGCCUUUACCGACGCCAUCUUGGUCACGCCCCUGGGCGCGCUGUCUGUCGUCAUCACCACCAUCCUGUCCGCCAUCUUCCUCAAGGAGCGUCUGAGUCUGGUUGGAAAGGUCGCCUGUUUCCUCUGCAUCGUGGGCUCCGUCGUCAUCGUCAUGAACGCGCCACAGGAGUCCUCCGUUGCCGACAUCCAGCAGAUGCAAAAGUACGUCAUUACGCCCGGGUUCCUGUCGUAUACGGGCGUCAUCCUCGUCGGAUCCGUCAUUGUCGCUUUUUUCGUUGGGCCAAAGUAUGGUAAGAAGAACAUGCUGGUCUACAUCUCCAUCUGCAGCUGGAUCGGGGGCUUGAGCGUUGUGUCGACCCAGGGCCUGGGCGCGGCCAUUAUUGCCUGGGCUAGCGGGAAGCCUCAGUACAAGGAGUGGUUCUUAUGGGUGCUCCUCGUCUUUGUCGUCGGCACUUUGCUCACGGAGAUUAUCUUUCUCAACAAAGCCCUUAACCUCUUCAACGCCGCCAUUGUCACGCCUACAUAUUACGUCUAUUUCACCAGCACCACCAUCAUCACAUCCGCAGUCUUAUUCCAGGGCUUCAAGGGCACUGCACAGUCCAUUGUCACCGUCGUCCUGGGCUUUCUGACAAUAUGCUCCGGCGUCGUGUUAUUGCAGCUUUCCAAGUCGGCCAAGGACGUCCCCGACGCUGCCGUGUUCAACGGCGAUCUCGACCAGAUUCACACGAUUGCCGAGCAGCCGCAGCCUGAAACGGAACCCAAGGCGGAUGCGAUCCGAGGCGCAGCUGCUAUCAUCAGGCGCAUUUCCAACGCGCGCCUCCGCAUGGAGGCCGAGGAGCUGAGACGUCUCCACGAAGAAAAGGCGGCCGAGGCCAUGGCCCCUAUCAGCGAGGACGGGCAGCCGAUGUACGAAUGGGACGGGCUGAGGCGAAGGCGAACUAUUGCGUCCAGUAUGCGCAGCCGGUCGACGAGGCUCUCGACCCCGAUUCCUCCCUCGCCAGCCCCUCCGACGCCUCACCCUCCGCUGGGCAUGUCGCAUUUCCCUACCGAGGGUGAGCUCGAAGAGCACGACCGCAACGUCAACGUCUUCUCCAGCCUAGCGGGCACCAUCCGCGGCCGCCGAUCCCGCCAUCAUCAGCAUCAUGUCCUGCCGGUCAGCGAGCAGGACGAGGAUGAAGAGGAGGUCGAGUACGGCAUCGACAAGGUCCGCAGCCCGAUGCAUCCGCUGCCCCUCACCCACAUUGCUAUACCUGAGGCGAAGCUCGAUGACGAAGCCGGGGCGUACUAUGGCCCGACACGCGAGCAGUCAUACUUCUCCCACGACAAUGUCGACACGGAGUAUCGCGGCGCCGCUGCCAGCCCCGGGCUUCUCGGUCCCACGCCCCCGCCACACGGCGGCACCAGGCGCCAAUUCUCCUUUAACGUCUUCCGACGAACGCCCCAGCCUUCAGAAGAGGAACAGGUUGGGCUUGUCAAGGAAAACAGUGGCGACGGC